This is a messenger RNA of Gaeumannomyces tritici R3-111a-1, 2896 nucleotides long. RefSeq lists its product as hypothetical. The transcript has 3 exons. The coding region runs from base 1 to 1497 and encodes 498 amino acids. NCBI's taxonomy places the organism in Eukaryota, Fungi, Ascomycota, Sordariomycetes, Magnaporthales, Magnaporthaceae. The record is from RefSeq and is a predicted model, not a curated record.
AUGUUCGGCAGUUAUGUCCUGGGCAGAGCGAAAGCAGAAUAUAUCCUAGCCCGCUGCCUGGUAUUCAUAUUCACCUACUUCGGGCUGCUCUGUGGCGGCUACUUUAUUGUCGCAGCUACGUACGGCGGCAUCCCCUGCAUCACACACCCAGUCUCGAUAGCCAUCGAGGUCAUCGCCGCCGUCGAGCUGCUAUGGUUUCUCUUCGCGUACAUGCCAUUCCGCAAGCUGGCACAGCGCAACACCACGACAGAUUGUACCCUCCUACAGCCGGAACCGCUGAACAGAGCAGAGCGCGCCGCCUUCUUCGCAAAAUGCAUGUCGCUCGUCCCAGACAUGGAAUACUUCAUCCGCAAGUGGGUGCAAAAUGCGCACCUCGACGACGUCCGCCGCGACAACGUUAAAGACUGGCUGCUCUGGGGCCUCUUUGACCGCGAGGGGCCUCCGGGAGAGGAUGAUGAGGAGCUUGAGCAGUACAUCAGCCAGGCCGAAGCUCGUCUGGGCUAUCCAAUUCGGAAAGGUAGGGGAGAGUGCGAAGCCAUCAGGCUGAGCUUCGACCCAGUCAAAAUGAAUCAUCGCAGCCUCUUCUUCUACCUUAUCAUCUGGUGCAUAGACCACUUCACCGCCGUCUUCCUGUACCUGAUGGGAUUCCGGCACUAUCGCCAGAAGCGGUCCAAGUUCUUUCGCCAGUUCCCCCCACGGCCCCUGGCUCUCCUGGCGCCCAAGCAGGCGGCGGCGCCCGGCCACCUGAGCUUCUGGGCUAGACCACACCGAUCCGUCACCCGCAGACCCGUCAUCUUCAUACAUGGCGUCGGCGUCGGUCUAUUCCCCUAUAUGCAGUUCUUUCGCUCCAUCCCGCGCGACGUCGGCAUCCUCGCCGUGGAGAUGAUGCCCAUCGCGGGGCGCCUGUGCGAGGCGAUGCCGAGUGCGAACAACAUCGUCGCCUCCAUCGCCGCCGCGCUCGACCAGCUGGGCCCCGACUUCGACGACUGCGUGCUCGUUGCCAACAGCUACGGCACCUUCAUGACCACGCCGCUGCUGCUCUCGCCCGCCGUGAGCCCAAAGAUCAGCUCCCUCGUCCUCGCCGACCCCGUCGCGUUCCUGCUGCACCUCCCCGACGUGGCCUACAACUUCACCCGCCGGCGGCCCCGCAAGUACCGCGGCGACGAGUGGCAGAUGCACCUGAACGACUGCGUCGUUAAUGCCCCCGCCGUGGCCAGCUACGUCGAGUACGACUCGGCCGAGUGCACGCCCGCCGACCUGGCCUCCCUCACGUCGAGCGAGAAGUGGUGGACCGGCUCGUGCCCGCUCGAGCUCAUCUGGCUCCCCGGCGAGGGCCACGGCGCCGCCCUCCUCAGCGGCCGCUGCAUCCCCGUCGCCACCCGCGUCCUGGACCGGUACUGCGUCAAGACCGAGGCGGUACCCGCCCCGCCUGACAAGGAGACCCAGGCCGGAAACGAGAGGAGGGACUCGACAACUUCGUUGGACACUACUUGUUGACUAUCCGUCUUUCCCGUCGCAAUCUCUCUCGCCUUUGCUAUUUUGUGGUACUACAGAGGCACCUCGCUGUCUAUCUGAAGGCAUUUUUGUGCUCUUGUUUUUAUUUAUUCCCUUCAUCUUCUAUGUCUUUGACGCUUCAGCUUGGCUGGCCCGGGCUGCGCUCUGGCGGUGUUUGUAGCUUAUGGGUUUUCAGGCCCUGUAGCCCCAAGAACCACUGCAGACUCUACCAAAAUCUCCAGAUUCCAGACGGCGCCUGCACGUCGGCCAUUAUCACCCGGCUCAAGAUCAGCUGAAGUCAUUGAACUCGGUGUUCAGCUCACACCAGAUCUUCUCGAGCCCGUGCGGAUUUGAACCCCAAUACUCCUCCUUCCAGUACCGCCAUGGGGCCACGUACGGACAGAGCUCGUUCUUGUCCGGCCCCGCCAUAUUCAUCAGCAGCUUUUGCAUACCUGCUCUGGCUCGGAGCGCCGCCCGCGACCGCCCCUCCAGCCUCGACGUCCGCGAGGUCAGAUGCAUGAUGCUAGCAGCCAUCCCGGCCGCUAUCGCCGUGGCGAACGAUGUCCCCUCCUUGAUGACGUAGUCGUCGUCCUCAAGAAGGCAGAUUCCAGUGCCCAGCGUCAUGAGAUUGUCGUUGUCCUUUUCGGCGCGGGGAUUGAUGCCGCAGCUUUUGCCGUCGCUGUCCGAGGCGUGGAUGCAAAAUACGUCGCGGUGCGUGGACGGGAAUGCCCGCGCCUUGUUCUUACCGUCGUUCGAUGCCGCCGCGAAGAACAGUCUGGUCCUUUCUCUCGAAAUCUCAUCUUCAAUGUUCUUCUUGAUUCUCCUCCAUUUGUCCAUGGAUGCGCAAGACCCCGGAGGCUCCAGCCCGAAGGACAUGGAGAUGACGUCGACAUUCCAGGUUGUCACACAGUGCUUGAUUGCCUGCAUUAAGUUAAUAUCUCGGCGUCGGGCGCAACUUUGCGCAGAAGUGAGGCGCAGUGAGUGCCGUGCCCGUCACGAUCAUGGAAGGCGCUGGUGUCGAGGGGGGCGCUGGGGUUGAGGAGGUCGUGAACAAAGUUGAUACACCAAUCUUUUUUCAUGUGCGUGCCAUCAAAGUCGAUCCCGGCAUUGUUCAUGUCGAUACCGGUGUCCAGAAUGGCUACGCGAACAGGUCUUGGUGAUGUAAUGCUGUUGCUCCUUUCGCUCAGGUAAUGCUCGAACUUCGCCCUAAAGUUGUCGAGCUUGAGGAAGAAACUAUUUCCUUGGCUGCUCAUUUUGAAGAUCCCGUCAGCAGUUGGGCGCUGGAUAUGCGUGUGUGUUAUAGACGAGAUGAUCCCUUACUCAUUCUCUCCACCGAUCUUUCCACCUAGCUUAGAGCCGUCAAAUAAUCUCACCACGGGUUGCUGCGUAGGCUGCAUGUCCA